AUGAAGUUCCAGGCAACUCGCCCUGGCGCGUCCUCUGUCAUCCGCCAAGCUCGGACCACCUCACCACACCAAAGCUUCAAAAGCGGCUUUAACUCUCUCAACUUUGGGCCACGCGAGCUGGCGACUUUGCGCUCGACCCUUGAAAUUUUACAGCUACUAUGCUUAGAUCGACAUACGCUCCCCCGUCACCUCUUCCCCCGGGGUGGUCGGAACACCGAGCGCCUUCAGGUUUGUCCGCCUCUGGCUAAGUCGGGAAAGGAUUUGACUAAUUGCGAUGAGCUCUCAGGCCAUUUGUAUUACUAUAAUGCUGCAACGAAACAAUCGACAUACAAGAGACCACAAGCGCAGGAUUCUCAACUCGUACAACUUGCGCUGCCUGUACCACCCGCCGCAGAAUCCUCGCAGUCACUCCCAUUCUAUUCGCCUGACACACUACCACCAUUUUCCUCGACGCCAUAUGGACCAGCGGGUCAUGCCCCGGGUACCGCGCAACAUGGCCAACACCAACAACACCAAGGGCAGGGUCGUGGUGGUUUCCGCGGUGGAAGAGGCUAUCAAGACCGCGGGCGGCGUGAGCCCCAAGACAAGCCGAAGACUAAGCACCCGAUCCCGGAUUGUGCGCCAUGGGUUCUGGUGAAGACCAAACUCGGUAGGCGAUUUGUGCAUAAUCCGCAAACCAACGAGAGUUUUUGGAAAUUUCCAGAGGAAGUGCUCAAAGGCGUGGCUGAGUACGACCGCCUCGAACGCGAGAAGAAGGAGAGGAGAGAGCGGGGCGAGAAGUCAGAAGAGCCCGAGGAAGCGAAAGAAGAGGUUGUGGGAGUGCCGACUACAUCGCGAUUAGAACGUGAUAAUGCGACACACGAAGGUCUCUACGCAGGCGCGGAGGAUAGCGAUGAAUAUGAAGAGGUCGAAGUCACCGAUGACGAAGGCGAAGAUGAGGAGGGCCAAUUUUCGAAGCGGGCACGCACAGAAAGUCCUGGAAGACAGGACCAGCCAAUGGAAUUCACCGAAGAGGAUAUGGAAUACCAGCUUGCGGCUAUGGGAGAAGACUACGGUCUAGAUCCAGGGGAAUACGGCGAACCUGGAGAGGAUUGGGAAGAGGGCGCAGAAGGACUCCCGUUGACAGAAGCCGACGCUGAAGCACUCUUCCGGGAUCUGCUCGAUGAUUACCAUAUCAAUCCCUUCUCAACGUGGGAGAAAAUUCUUGAAGAAGGCCGCAUCAUCGAAGACUCAAGAUAUACCGCCCCUUCAAACAUGAAGACUCGCCGUGAGGUUUUCUCUAAUUGGAGCAAAGACCGAGUCAAGGACGUCCGGGCACAGAAAGAAAAGCAGGAGAAGCAGGAUCCUCGUAUCAAAUACCUGGCCUUCCUCCAGGAAUAUGCGACGCCCAAGCUGUACUGGCCCGAAUUCAAGCGAAAAUACCGAAAGGAGGCAGAGAUGAAGGACUCGCAACUUUCGGAUAAGGACCGGGAAAAGCUCUAUCGUGACUAUAUUUCCAAACUCAAGCUCCCCGAGAGCACUCGCAAGUCGGAACUUUCAGCACUUCUCAAAUCGGCUCCAUUGCACGCCUUGAAUCGCUCCUCGAAUCUGGAGGCUUUACCAUCCACAAUCAUGACAGAUCUUCGAUACAUUGCUCUUCCAACAAAGAUCCGGAAUCCUUUGAUUGAGGCGUUCAUAUCUACCUUGCCACCUCCACCCGAGGAGCAGAUGACUGCAGAGCAGCAAGAGGAGCAUGACCGAAAACAGCGAGAACGAGAGAAGCGCGAAAGAGCCUUGGCAGAGCGAGAAAAACGGGUUGAAGAAGAUAAGCGAAGACAACGCGGUGACCUUCUCCGUGGCAGGCACCUUCUACGUGAAGGGGAGGCCGAGAUUGCGGAGGCUAUGAAGGUCCGAAAAGAUGGCCUGCGCGGUUACAUGGAAGUUGAUCAAACCCCAGCCAAAGAGCAGGAGAAGCCAAGCAACGAUUGA
Penicillium subrubescens is the source of this 1968-nucleotide messenger RNA. RefSeq lists its product as uncharacterized. The transcript has a single exon. The coding region runs from base 1 to 1968 and encodes 655 amino acids. The record is from RefSeq and is a predicted model, not a curated record. Lineage: Eukaryota; Fungi; Ascomycota; Eurotiomycetes; Eurotiales; Aspergillaceae. Gene Ontology annotation, molecular function: transcription coregulator activity; RNA polymerase binding. Gene Ontology annotation, cellular component: nucleus.